UCCUCAUUCGUGUAUGUUUGACGACCUUUGCUUCGCUGGUAGUUUCGUGCUGUCCGAAGAAGUCGGGUUGAGGUUUUUAGUUUAGUGAGAAGCCUGAAAUAGUUCCAGCCAUUGCAUUUUUAGUGCACCACCCCGCGGCAUACAAGAGUGUGGAUAAAUCGAAGCAGCGAAAAAAUAAAGUAGUGUGUUGGUGUGUGCCACGGAGAAGUAGCUCGAGGUGUUCUGUGUGCAGAGCUGGUACGGAACGCGAGAAAGCUAACAACCGUCGUCGUCGGUUGACGAGACGGUAACGGGAACGGAGUGGAGGAAAACAACAGAAGAGCGACAACAUAAAAGUAGUUACAGCAAACCCUCCGUGUGCGGUGUUGUUUUGCGGGAGAAACCCGACUAGGCCCCCGCAAGGAUGGAUUACUUUGUGAAGGGAAGCAUAGUAAACAUUAAACGAAGCGAUGGUCGCGUACAUUCCGCGAUGGUGUCCCGUAUCCACGAGGCGUCACGCUCGGUCACCGUGGAAUGGUACGAGCGUGGCGAAACCAAGAGCAAGGAAGUCGAGCUGGAUAUGCUGCUCGAGCUGAACAAACCGGAACUGCUGGCCGACGCGGCCAAUAGCGAUUCGACGCUAGUGCCACAGAUCAACAAAAAGGACCACAUCACUCCGGCACCAACGAACCUUGCUCGGAAUGCUACACAAGGUGCAAUCAGCAGGCUCAACAUGGUAAAUGGAGCUGCCAGGGCAGCCCGAACCUCACUGGCACCAACCUACACCGGGCAGGACCAGUCCGAAAACAUUCCUCCGCAGAAAGCCAAACAGGCAAAGGCACAACCACCAACCAGCCGCAUGUCAAUGGUUUCCCAGCCGACACCGGCCGCUGUUAGCCAGAUUUCUCAAUCCGUCGCGGCGGCAACGACAGCAGCCCAGCUUAGUCAGGCCGCCAGCAAUUCGCGGCGAUCGUAUGUCGUCAAGGAGGUCGAACGGUUGAAGGAGAAUCGGGAAAAACGACGAGCCAAACAGGCCGUCAUACGAGAGGAAAAGAAUGCUCUCAUGAACAUGGAUCCGGGUAACCCGAACUGGGAACUGGCAGCAAUGAUCCGCGAUUAUCAGAGCCAAAUCGAUUUUCGGCCGUUGUUGGAUGGGCAAGUCAUUGAGGACCACCAGAUUACGGUUUGUGUCCGCAAGCGACCGGUCAGUCGGAAGGAGAUGAUGCGCAAGGAGCUGGAUGUGAUUUGUGUGCCUACGAAAGAUACGUUGAUAGUUCACGAACCCAAAACUAAGGUUGAUUUGACCAAAUUUUUGGAGAACCACAAUUUUCGAUUCGAUUACGCGUUCGAUGAUUCCUGUAGCAAUGAGUUGGUUUACAAGUACACCGCCAAGCCGUUGGUCCAGACGAUCUUCGAAGGUGGCAUGGCCACCUGUUUCGCCUACGGUCAAACCGGUUCCGGCAAAACCACGAUGGGCGGUGAUUUCAAUGGGAAGGUACAGGACUGCAAAAACGGUAUCUACGCUAUGGCGGCCAAAGACGUUUUCGCCUAUCUAAACAGCGCAAAGUACAGCCAUCUUAAUCUAGUGGUAUCGGCGAGUUUCUUCGAGAUCUACAGUGGAAAGGUAUUCGAUCUUCUAUCGGACAAGCAGAAACUUCGCGUCCUCGAGGACGGCAAGCAGCAGGUGCAGGUCGUCGGGCUCACCGAGAAGGUGGUCGAUUCCGUCGAGGAGGUUCUCGGUAUAAUCAACCACGGCAACAGCACCCGUACCUCGGGUCAAACGUCGGCCAAUGCCAACUCUUCGCGGUCCCAUGCCGUAUUUCAACUGGUGGUUCGACCGAGCGGUUCCACCAAAAUUCACGGCAAAUUCUCCUUCAUCGAUUUGGCCGGUAACGAGCGGGGAGCGGACACAUCUUCCGCCAACAGACAGACCCGUAUGGAAGGGGCCGAGAUUAACAAAUCGCUGCUAGCGCUGAAGGAGUGCAUCCGAGCGCUGGGCAAGCAGAAUGCUCAUCUGCCGUUCCGUGUCAGCAAGCUGACGCAGGUACUGCGAGAUUCCUUCAUUGGAGAGAAAAGUCGAACCUGUAUGAUUGCGAUGAUUUCGCCGGGACUGAGCUCGUGUGAGCACACGCUGAAUACGCUGCGGUAUGCGAACCGCGUCAAGGAACUGGUUGCCAUUGAUCCGUCCGAGCGGUCGGACGAUGUUGCACCGAUGGAAAGUGAUGAGCCAAAGAAUGGGGUCCUAACGGAGAAUGAUUUGACCCAGCUGCGGUCGUUGAAUGAACACGAUAUGUCGGUUGAGUUGUACAACCAGCACGCGGCCAUUUCGGACCUGCAGCAAACGGAGGAGGAAGUAGUGGAUCAUCAUCAGAAGGUGAACGAAUUCCUGAUGAAGUUUUUGCCCGAAUCCCGGGAGCUUUACAAACAGACCAACUACGUGGACUACGAUCAGGACGCAUACUGCAAACGUGGCGAGGAACUGUUCACCCAGCUGGCGGAGAUUGCGACCACCUGCAAGGAUCUGAUGUCGGAGUUCCGCGCCAAGCUGGCCAAGGAGGAGAUGCUGUCGCACAAGAUUAACCCCGAACGAAAGUAUAAGUAGUAAGCCCAAUGGAACUAACAAACAGUGCAGCGCUUGUUGUCCGUGCGUGUGUAUGUGUGUGUGUGCGUACCUUUCUGUGGUUGGUUCUUUUUUUCUGCUUUUGUUUUUUGAUGGUUGGUGCAACAAACCGAUGCGCCUCCCCCCGGCAGCUGUGCUCCCAACUUGAUCCGCUUGUACCGUUUCGGCGACGGCGGGUUUAUAUCUCUGAACAGGAAAAUGUUGAAAAAUUGUUACGAAAAAUAAAACCACAAAGCAAAACGCGCUAUAACGGCAGUACUGAUGAACCAAGACAAGGAAGUCGUGUAGUAG
Molecule: messenger RNA, 2890 nt
Organism: Topomyia yanbarensis
Lineage: Eukaryota; Metazoa; Arthropoda; Insecta; Diptera; Culicidae
Product: kinesin-like protein Klp10A
Biological process (GO): microtubule-based movement
Molecular function (GO): ATP binding; microtubule binding; microtubule motor activity
Source: RefSeq, a predicted model, not a curated record